Arctia plantaginis is the source of this 930-nucleotide messenger RNA. The record is from the annotation of a GenBank genome assembly. Lineage: Eukaryota; Metazoa; Arthropoda; Insecta; Lepidoptera; Erebidae.
AUGAAGAGAUGUUCAUCUGUGGUGUGGAGGUUUUUUGAGCGUAUUAUUGAAAAUAAGAGAUGCGUUGCUGUGUUGUGCAAAUUAUGUGAACUGCAAUACAAAUUCUUUGGAAAUACAACAAAUCUACGAUCCCAUUUGAUAAACAAGCAUCCGAUACAAUGGGAGCUGUCUCAGAGCGGUACUUUAGAUGAUUCACAUUUCCGAAUUGUAGAUGAAGAAUCUAAUACACCUACACCCACGCCUAAGAGAAAGAAGUAUGCGACGAGGGGCCACAAAGAUAAAAACGUACGUUAUUCAGUAUCAGUAAAUAACGAAGAAACAACCGGAUCAGGCUCUAUGCCUCAGAUUGAAAUACAACGGGUUGAUGUGUUAGAGAACACAGAUUCAGACAAUGCUGAUGAAGGCAAUGAUGCUACAAUAAACUUAGUGAGACAGAUGCAUGCAGAAAACCACACAGACGAGGAAUGGUUAGAGGAUGACCCCUACCAAAUCACACACAUAGAAACAUAUGAACCGACUAAAAAGAAAAUGAAAUAUAGCAAAAUAAAACGGGAAGUUGCAUCUCCUACAGGCCUACCUGGCUUCUAUGUUGCACCUAAGGCUAGUAAAACGUUCAUAUAUGAUGAUACAAAGAAGGAUGAAUAUUCCGUGUUCGGUCAGUAUGUUGCUAAUAAAUUAAGAAAAUUUAAUUCACCACGUACUCGGGGAAAUCUACAACAACUAAUCACAACUAUUUUAUGGCAAGCGGAGUAUGGUUUAUAUGACAAUGCUGAUGCUGUCAAACGGGUACUGAUGUAUUCAAUCGAGUCACCAGAACCUGAACCAUCAGUAAGGGUAGAAUAUGAACAACCAUUACAGACCAUACAGACAGAGGAAGUCAUAGAGCAUAAACCUGCAAACCAAAGUAAUGAAAGUGAUUUGGGAGUUUGA